AUGGCUGCAGCUUCUUCGUCCUCUGUUGUUUCGUCGACGUCGUCUUUCCUGGUGCCUCCCGUUUCUUUGGUGGUGUCGGAUCAGGAGCUUCUUGAUGAUGGUUCGCUCGUGGUGUCAUCGUGCGUUUUACACAAGUUUUUCGAGUUUUAUGAGGUCUCUCGAGUCCGACGAGCUUUUCGUGAUCAGUAUCCAGCUGGCCGUUUUUUGCCCGUCACUGCUCCUACUCUGAGGCACGUCAUCGACAAUUUUCCUUACAUGAGUCGUGGUCACUAUGCUACUAUCGCUGGCGCACACUUCGUUAGUAUUCGGACUUCUGAUCGUAAGGAUCAUCUACGCGACUUGUUAAGAGUCCAUGUGUGUGACACUCGGUGUGUCAACAAUCUUGUUGUAUUUCAGCUUUUGAAGACACCUCGGCGAUACUUCGCACAUGAGAUGAUGCCUGACCCAUUUUCAGUUCUUUUUAAGCCAGCAAGUCGUAAUCGAGCCACUCGGUCCAAACACAUCGUGAUGACUGAUGGUGAGACACCUCAAGCCAAGCAGCGGCGUCAAACUUGUGUAACCCACGAUGCUCCUGAUGAUUGUGAUGGUGCCUUUCCGAUCCUGCUGUCUUUUGACGACAAAAAAAGCAUCAUAGCUGAAUGGCAACAACAAAUGAGCCAGACGUCACUCCGAAGGAGUCCAUGUGCAUGUUGUGCUCACAAUGUCCCGGCAACGGAAUUGGUGCUUGUUGAUAUUCAGAAGGUGCCGCUGCAUUUACUUCGCAAUGACUGUCUACCCGAGCACACUCUGCCGCAAACCUAUGCUUUUGAAUUGUAUGAGCGAGCUAUAUUGUAUCCCAAGGGGUUACAAGAUCUAUGGGCUAAAUCGGACAUAUACUUGUGUCGCACUUGCCGCUCAGCUUUGGUGUCUAAGUCACCGCGGCAGCCUGUCAAUUCUCUAGCCAACUUUCAAUAUUACGCUCAUGAACGUUUACCACCAUUGAUCCGUUCAGCGUUCUUGGAAGCCUCUGUUUACGAUCUGAUGUUGGUCUCUCGAGCUCGUGCAUCUCAAAUUGUCCACCAUUAUGCAUACAAACCGUCAUCUGGAUCCCAUUGGACUGCCGAGGAGGCCUCACAGUGA
Suillus fuscotomentosus is the source of this 1119-nucleotide messenger RNA. RefSeq lists its product as uncharacterized. The transcript has a single exon. Lineage: Eukaryota; Fungi; Basidiomycota; Agaricomycetes; Boletales; Suillaceae. Bases 1 to 1119 code for a protein of 372 amino acids. The record is from RefSeq and is a predicted model, not a curated record.